GAUUUAGAUUGGUCUUGUGCAGCUAAUAUAUUUUUAAACAUCUAGAAAUUACCAGUUUCGGUUUAAUAAUAAUACAACGCCUUCUUACUUCUUAUCUAACGCCCGGAAAGAACGGUUAGUUAGUAAAGUAACUCAGUAGUCUGUAAUUAACUAAUUAGUGGAUAUAAUUACCAGCUAUAAUGGUUGAUUUUUUAAAAAUAAAAAUGUUAAAGCAAAACGAGAAAACGAAGUCUAAUACUAAUACUUAUAAUUUUGUACACAUCAUUAUCAUCAUUCAUGAGGGUCAUUGACUAUCAUUGACAAUGCAAAUGACUCAAAUGACUAUUAAUAUUAGUAUAACGGCAACGCUAUUAAUUGUUAAUAAUAGGCGUUAAUGAUGUACGGUUAUUCAUAGGCUAGGCCUAAUUGAAAUGUUACAUUAAGAAAUGGCGUCAGCGGGGCGAGUCUAGACUCUUAUGCCCCCCCCCCCCCCAAAUCCCCCCCCCCUCAUUAAGAAAUGGCGUCAGCGGGGCGAGUCUAGACUCUUAUGCCCCCCCCCCCAAAUUACCCCUCCCCGGUCCGACGUAUCGGGCCGCGGAGCGGCACGUUGGAGAUGCCCACUCGUCAGGACGGCCUAAUUAAAUUACAUUAUUAUUAUAUUUAUUUAUAAUUUAAUAUAAUUUUAGAUGGCACUUAUACUUAUACUUACUUUAUUCAUACUAAAGAAAAUAAAUAUAAUACCAUCAAUAGCAGAAUCUGGCAUCAGCUCAGCAUCCCAUCUCACGUCUCACUCCGGCAUACCUUAUUGACUACAUCAUCUCCGAAUAUCAUUCUCAUCAACUCAGCUUAAACUUACUUAAAUCAGUCAUUUAAAUGCCAUAGCCAUCAACUGACAUAAUCACUAAUCAUUUUAACUUUUACUUUUAACCUUCACCAUAUCCUGUGUUUUCUCUGCUUGAGAGUACCUCGUAGGUGGAAUCCACCCUUAUAUAUUUAUAUAGAGAAAAGAAUUGAGAAUGUUUGCACAAAACCAUAAAAAGUAUAAAUAACCAUUGCUUAAAUUGUUUAGUUUGGUAUUUGUAAGGACACUGCUACACAUGCAUGACACUGACAUGUAUUAAUUGUCAUGAUUUCAUGUUUUAAUUAACGGAAAUAAUUUAUUUUAUUAUUUCACAUUGUUCACAAGUGGUGAGAUUAGCUCUUUACAUAUUGGCAUUUCACAUUUUACACACACAGUUUUUGUUUUUCCGUCAUUCUUCAUGAACACCUGUAAUGCAUUGGAGAUACUGUUUCCUCACAUUUCUCAAGGAAUUACAUUUGGCAACUGCAUUCUCUUCUUCAUGUUUGCUAUCAUCAGCUCCCUUGCAAUCUCCAUGAUAAAACGCUGUCUAUUGUCAGCAUGGGCCAGUUGUCUUUUGAUCACAAGAUCCUUGUGGCAAGAGCAUUCAAAAAUAAAAUAUUGUAAAACAUUACCAUUGACCACCGCUUUAUUUUUGUAUUUGCUUGUAAAGAAGUGUGCCCAUUUGGUCCAUGUAGUCAGUGCCACUGUUGGUUUUGUUAUAAUCAAUUACAAUUUCAAGCUUCCAUUUCUCACCAUGAGUCACAGCAUUGUCAUCAUGCAUGGUGUUCAAUAGGAUGACUUCUAGUUCCUUUUUUGGGUAAUAAGGAGAGAGACUGCAAUCAGGUUAGCAAAUAGGAAAUGAGUGAAGCAAAGUAAGGUUAAACCUAAAAAAAAAGAAACGCAACAAAACAACGAAAAUGUCGGCAGGAAACCUUUGUCAGCAAACAAACAACAGAAAAAACAGAAUAAAAUAUGUAUAUAAAAAUAUAGCACUUAGCUGAGAAGCAGUGUCCGAGAAAGCAGCAAAAUAAUUUUGACUGAUAGGAUGGGAUAGUGGCCUCUGUUGAAAUUCCAAAAAAACCAAAUCAUUCAACUUUUGAUAUUUGGGCUGUUGGAACUGUUGGGAUAGAAAUCUUUUAUUUCAUCUCUCUGUCCCAAAGGUUGCUUUGUGAGAUUGUUAACAAGCUUCAAGUCAGUAAAGAAGUUGUCAGAUGUGAUAUUGCGGCGACUGUCAUUGAAUGGCUCGACAAGUUCCAGAUCAGUCUUUGCUCCAAGAUUUUUUGCCUUGCUGUUAGCCAAGGUGCCUCUUUUUUUCCCAAGUACUGCUUCCCUUUCAACAAAUAAGAUGUUUCUGCAUCAUGCCCAGAAAGUUUUGAUGCCACACUUAUCUGGUUUGUUGGGCAAAUAUUGUAUGAAAGAGCACCUUUCAAAUAUGGAAUGAGUUGCUCAGCAACUGUGAUGUCACUGCUGAGAACAUAAUGUCAACUGUGAUGUUACUGCUGGGAACAUAGUAUCAACUGUGAUGUUACUGCUGGAAACAAAGUAUCGGCUGAGAUUUGUUUGGAAAAUAUAAACAUUUUCUGUAAUUGGGGCUAUUGCUUUCCUUUGGGUUCUUGUUUUCUUGUGGUGGAAUCGCAAGUGGUUUAGGAGCAUCACAAAUCUUUUCCUUGACAUUGCUACUCACCGCGAGGCAUUGCCUCCAUUUGUAUCAAACAGGAGGGUGGUAUUUGUAAAGUUUUGAUCAAUAGCACCAGCAUAAAAUCGGCAUCCAAGGUUAAGCCUCUGUUUCAUCUAAAUUUGUAUCACUCCAAUCUUUUUUAUUCAUUUUUAUUCCUUCUGUGUGUGUACAAAUCACUAUAAUUUAUGUCAACACAUUUGAGUGUUAUGUGCUGCCGAAAAAAUGGUAGUUGUUUCCACAAGAUAGAUGCUUUUCUCUUUGCUUCUUUUAAGUUUCAAGAUAUUCUCCGGUGCCAAGAACAGUGAGUGAGUUUCAAUGAUUAUCAAGGAGCCAAAACAAUCAGAAUAAUGCCUCUUGACGUACCAUUUUUUUUCCCAGUCAUAUUUUGAAGGUUAAAGGUUCAUCUAUACGUUUCUGGCUUUUUUAAAAUUCUUUUUCACUGGGUGUUGCCCACAGGGUACCGCCCACGCACAGGGUACUGCCAACCCACAAAAGAGGUGAGCACUGCCCUCCCACCGGGUACUGCCCACACACAGGAUACCACCCAUACUCAGGGUGCUUACAAGGAUGCUGAUUUUUAUUGGCCUAUGGUCAAUAAUAUUAAAGUCCACUGGAAAUGCCUUUUUGUGUGCAUAUAAUAUGCUGGGUACAUGAGUGAUAUAUGGAGGCCCAAUAGGCUUGGCCAAUAAUGCAUGGCAGAAAUUUAGUACACAAAAUGGGUGGCUUCCAUCCUGGGGGUAUGGUUAACGUUAAUAAUCUUUUUUUCCAUUCAAUCAGUCUUCACUUUAAAAAAAUCUUUUAACGUUAUUAACUCAAUAUCCAUUCAGUGCAAUAGGCAAAAGUAUUAUAAGACUUAUGACUGAAGUCUAAGUCUAAGUGUUAUUUUAUUUUUAGUAUAAAUCAUCAUUCAUUUAAUUUAUAUCAUAAAUAUAAGCCGGCCCAAUAAAUAAAUUAAUGAGCAAUUUUAUUUCAUGGUAUUGAAAUGAAUCAUUCAUUUUUCACAUAAAAAAUCAUGCCAAUCAAAUUUAUUGAUUCAAUACAUUUCUUUUAAUUCAUUGUCUAAGUAAUAUUGAGUCCAACAAAUGUAGUGUACCGGUGCCUUACUAAAUUUCUUGCCUUAAAUCUUUUAUUAAAGCUUUUUUAAAAUUCAACACAAUAUUUAUUUUACAGAUUUAUGGCAGAAGGUAGCAGUAAACUUAAGGAAGAAGACUUUGUGAAGCCCCUCUUUCAGAAUGGGAAAUAUCAAAAUCCUUGGAAAACUUGGCAACGGCCAUCAUUUGGUCAAAUGUUCAAAUUUCUUUUUUUCUCUCAAAAUGAAGGGUCAAUUCCUGAUCAAAGGGUGAUGUUUGAAUCUGUUGAUAUUUAAGCCAAAUACUUUGAACUUUUAUUUUUUAAAUUUGCAGUUGCAAGAAUAAAUAUACGAAACAUUAUUUUCAUUAAUGUAUUUAUUAAUUCUAAGAAUACCAUUUCAAAAGUUAUUAUGUUUUAUACACACAAAAAAAGCUUUUUUUUAGGUCAAGAUUUGUUUAUUGUAGUUUCAGGAUAUCACAUCAAAAAUUAUACAAUUUAAUUUUCUGCUUAAAUGAUUGAAAUAAAUAAAAAUGUAAACAAAAAGAUCAUUGUAUUAUUUAUAGCCUAAUGAACUAUUUAGAAGAAUCAAAUUUUAAAGAUUUUUAUUAACUUUACAGGAGCUUGAUCGCACAUUGCCUGUGGUAAAAACAGACUUAUCCCGCUUUGCUACAUCUCCAGUUUCAGGAGUUCGCCACAUGUGGAUAGGUCAUGCCUCCUCCCUGGUCCAGUUUGAUGGGGUGACAUUUCUUACAGAUCCUAUUUUUAGUGACAGGUGUUCCCCAACACAAUGGGUUGGUCCCAAAAGAUACCGCCCACCUCCAUGCACCAUUGAUGAUUUACCUCACAUUGAUUGUGUUGUUAUCAGCCAUAAUCAUUUUGAUCAUUUGGACUAUGGGACCGUGCAAGGUUUAGUCAAAAGGUUGGUAAUAAGAAAUGCCAUCAGAACAAGGAAUCGUUAUAGCUGAUAAUAAUAGAAAAUAUUCCUCUUGCUGUGUUGCCCAACUCUACACCAUAAAGAAUAAUUUUUUAAAACAUUUGUAUGAAGUUUUUAUUUAAUGAUAAUAUAAUAAGUGAAUACUGUUAAGAAAGAAAAAAUAGCUUAAGGGUUAAGCAUGAUUUAAUAAGAUUUGAAAAGCUUUAAAUUUCAUGAAAAAAGUAAAUCAAGGUUUAAUUCAUGGACCAUCAUACCGAUCAUCAUACUGAUCAGGUAUUUCCAAAAAUGAGAAACACGGAAAAAUGAAUUGCACUGGAAUAACAAUAUUUAUUAGCUGUUACUCAUCUUUCAAAAAUGGUGUUAAAAUAUCUUGGUAGGUUUAACUAAUUCAAACUCUCUUAUAUUAAGGAAUCCUUUCUAUUUGAGAAAAAUGGAAAGCAAACUUGUCUGCCAAAUACCAAACUUAGUUGUCAUUUGUAAAGUAACAUGGUGGCUCAUCAGGGGAUAAAUCAGGGGAUAAAUCACAAUCAUCGAUCUAUAAAUAGAUGCAUCUUUAAGUUUAAGACAUCAUUGGUUGUAAAAAAAUCUCUUUUCUUUCCGUUUCCUCUUUUUUAUGUAUGUACACACAAAAAAAGUUAAACUGUUAAAUGUAAAAUUAUAAGUAAGUAAAAUUUGCUUGCAAAUUUGGUGAUAGAUUAAGGUGGUCCCAAUAUGUGCCAUUUGCUUACAGAAUUGGAGAUAGAUUAAGGUGGUAUGUGCCAUUUGCUUGCAGAUUUGGUGAUAGAUUAAGGUGGUAUGUGCCAUUUGCUUACAUAUUUGGUGAUAGAUUAAGGUGGUGUGUGCCAUUUGCUUACAGAUUUGGUGAUAGAUUAAGGUGUUAUGUGCCAUUUGCUUACAGAUUUGGUGAUAGAUUAAUGGGGUAUGUGCCAUUUGCUUACAGAUUUGGUGAUAGAUUAAGGUGGUAUGUGCCAUUUGCUUACAGAUUUGGUGAUAGAUUAAGGUGGUAUGUGCCAUUUGCUUACAGAUUUGGUGAUAGAUUAAGGUGGUAUGUGCCAUUUGCUUACAGAUUUGGUGAUAGAUUAGGUUUAAGGUGGUAUAUGCCAUUUACUUACAGAUUUGGCGACAAAUUAAGGUGGUACUGUACUGGUAUGUGCCAUUUACUUACAGAUUUGGUGACAGAUUAAGGUGGUAUGUGCCAAUGGGAUUAAAAGAGUGGAUGCUUCAAAGCGGAUGUGUUAAUGUUGUGGAGUUGUCUUGGUGGGAGGAGGAUGUAUUGAGCCCACAGUCAGGUGUCAGGUUUGUUUGCACACCAGCUCAACACUGGUGCAAGCGAGGCGCAUUUGAUGAUAACAAGGUAGGGAGACAUAUGCUUUAAUCUUUUGACUUGUUAUUUACAAGGAUUUUUCUAAAACUACUUUUAGCAUUGUGUAGAAUGUUGAUUAAGGCAAUAGAAGAAGAUAGAGCCUUAAAAUACAGAAUGAACUUUAACAGAAUAACGCAAUAUUUUACAUGAAUAGAAGUUUUUUUGUAAGCUAUUUGUUUUGAAUAAAAUUAGUCCAAUUAAAAAAAAAAAUUGCAAAAAGCUUUUCCUCUCAUAGUUAUUCACGCAUGUAAAUAACCAACAUAAAACUUAAGGCCAGUACACAGCUGUUGGUUACUUUAAAUGACCAUGGAUGUGUACGUGCUUGGGGUUACCCACAGCAGUCACACUAUGACUAUGAGAGUGGAUUCUCUUAUUCCUGUCUGUUGCAUACUGCCGCAUAUAAAAUAUUACCUGAAAGCAGUUGCAAAUGCCACACAUUGCCACAUACACCCCAACUGUUUAAAUCCCAGCGUAGAGAACGAUCGAGUAUUAAAAAAAUUAAAACAUAUAGCAUAAAGAACAACUAGGACUAGUGUCUUUUUGUAUCACUGUCUUCUCUCGAUUAGCGAUGCUAAGUGAUUGGCGUGGUAUAACUGGUUGAUAACGCUCGUGAAUAACCAUCCCUGCCCCGGGGUAGACCCAUGGUCAGCUCGGGACGCGGGUUCCCCGUGACUGUGUGUGUGUGUGUGUGGGGGGGGGGGGAUGAACUGGGACUUGAGGUGUGUACAUCUUUUAGCUCGGGACGCGGGUUCCCCGUGACUGUGUGUGUGUGUGUGUGGGGGGGGGGGAAUGAACUGGGACUUGAGGUGUGUACAUCUUUUAGAUUGUGGUGUGGAACGGAUGCUUCGGGUCUGCGGCAUGUGUGAGAGAUUUUACUGUCGGCUCUGUUUACGGAUUGUACCUUACAUUAAAAAGCUAUAGUUCUCAGACCUGAUUGUUUUAUUGUGAUUUUAUUUAAACUGUAAGCUACGUCACCACUCGGCUACAAUCAUAUGACACAAUUUUUUAAAAAAAAUUUGCAUUUGAAGUUAUUUCCCGCAAAAUUCUGUGACCCAAUAUGAGGCCAUUCAUCCAUUGAAGUUAUUUCCUGCAAAAAUCUGUUACCCAAUAUGAGGCCAUUCAUCCAUUGAAGUUAUUUCCUAAAAAAAAUCUGUAACCCAAUAUGAGGCCAUUCAUCCAUGUUGUCCACCCAUGUGUAAAUAUAUGUAUUUUUUAUUUACCAAAAGAAAAUGUAUUUGAUCUCUUAUGUUACAGGUUCUGUGGUGUAGUUGGUGUGUUAUUGGCCCCACUCACAGGUUUUACUUUGCAGGGGACACAGGCUACUGUCAUGUGUUCAAGAAAAUUGGGGAGCGUUAUGGGCCAUUUACAUUGGCUACAAUUCCCAUAGGAGCUUAUGCACCUAGGUAGGAAUGGCAUAAGCAAAAAGUAUUCAUUUACAUAAUUAUUAAAAAAAUAAUUCCAACAUUUCAUGUAUGGUAAUUAUUUUAAAGGAAAUUAUUUAAAGGAAACACAUAAAUAAAAUGUAAUAUCUCAUAUUAAUAUCUAAUAUCUGUAAUACAAACACAAAAGUCAUUUCAUAACAACUAGUAUUUAGUACAUUUUUUAAUGUUUUCUAAAUUGUAUGGCUCUUAAGGAUUUUUUAUUGAGCUUUUACAGGAUUUAGACUUUUUUUGCACAAGCUCAGAAAUGGUGGCACAAUAAAUUUCGUGUUGGCCAAAAGGAAGCCUAAAUCCUAUUCAUCCGCUCAAAAUGACUUUUGACACACUGUUUUGGAUUGAUAGACCAUCUAUAUAUAGAAUCUGGGUGCAGUUGAUUGACAAGUAUCUACAAAAUAUAGCUAUUAUGAGAUUCAUCAGGAUCAUUUGUUAAUAGAUAGUGUUCAGAAAAUUUAAGCUGGUAGUAAACCAUAAUUAAAAACUAGUUUGUGUAAUUCUUAGCAAGAACUGCAGUGUCAUUGAGUGCUCUUUUAAUUCCUUUUCGAAAAAUGAAUAGCAUUAGUCAUCUUGUCUAUUUAUUACUGCAGCAUGACUUAAUUUAACAUGUUAUCACCUUCUACAGCAGAUGCAAUCUCCUUUGCUGUAUAACUUAAAUGUUAUUUAGAAUUACAGCUGACAUCAGUGAGAAUUGUAUAAGACUAUAAUCUUCUUUUUUUUUUUAUUGAUAGAAGCAGCUUCACCCUUUUCUACAAUUGUAUUUCAAGUUAGUUCCCAAUCUGAUUUCAUAUUCGUUUUUUUAAAGUUUCACAAUGACUAAUGGAGAAAAUCAUUUCUUUAAAACUCAUUGAAAAUCUGAUAAUUAUUAUAAAUAUUUAUAUAUGUAUAACUAUCUAUCAAUAGAUGGUUUUUGUCGUAUCAACAUAUUGAUCCCAAAGAAGCUAUCAACAUACAUACUGACAUCAAGUCAAGGAAAUCUAUUGGAGUUCACUGGGGAACAUUCCCUUUAGGAUCCAAAGAGGUAUUCUAGGGUAUAAGUUAUUGUUUAUUAGAUAUUUUAAUUGUAAAACGCUAUUCAAAUUAUUUGGACAUAAAAAAGUAGUUUAUUUUGAAAGAACAAAAAUUUCUAUUUGCACUUCAUGUCCUCCUUAAACCUGAAUUCUCUGUUCUCAUCUGGCUUUGUAAACAUUACUCAGUCUCACAUUAACAUUUCCUUCAUUAAGGGCUUCUAUUAAUUUUUAUCCUACCUUCUUCAUAACUACCCCUUACUUCAAACUUCAUCCUAUCCCCUUAUUUAAAACUUCAUCCCAUCCCCUUACCUCAAACUUCAUCCCAUCCCUUUACCUCAAGCUUUAUCCCAUCUCUUACCUCAACCUACAUCCUAUCCUAUGGAUCCUCUUUUAACAUUCACCCCCAUCUCGACUCAACCUUUGCCUACUUCAAUACCAAUGUUACUCAUCUGACAACUCUCACCUCACAUUCUCACCUCAAUCUGGACUUAGCCUCACAUCUUUUACCCAUCCUCUCCCUCCCCAACAUAUACUUAUACCAGUUCCUUUUCAUUCUUCACUCUCUCCCCACUAACUCUCAACUUUUCCUCAGGUAGAGAAAUAAAAAUAACUUUAAUAUUCAAUUGAGUGAUCAAGAAUAUAAAAAUAAAUUCAAAUUAGCAAAACAUUUAUUUUUAUUACUAUUACUAUACUUAAAUUUUAAAAAUAUAAUUUGUUUUUUUAAAGCAUUUAGAAAAUUCUAUGUUUUCACACUUUGCUUAUAAAUUAAGCUAUUUUAAAUGAAAUUAAAUUCAAUAUUAUUGAGCAGCCACUAAUCAAUUGUGUUUAAUUUGUUUUUUUAAAUUUAUAUGGGUAUAAAUAAACAAGAAAUACAAAUAUUUCCAAAAGACAAUGUAUACUUUUUAUACUAAAUUACCAUUGGAUUUUCUUAACAAUCCAUAUUAUCCUUCAAAUGCCUGUCGUGCAGCUUUUUGAAGCAUAUAAUUUGGCAAGAUGGGUUGGUGUUAAGUGUCAAAAGUUGAAAAGCUUAUUUUAAUUAAUUGUGCUUUAUAUGAAUACAUUGUUUCUUUUCCUUUGGAUUAUCAGGAUUUAAUUAGUUUUUGUUUUUUGAAUCCAAAGCUAACUUAAUACUGUAAAAUAUUUUUAUCACUAGUUUUAUCUGGAACCAAGGCAGAUGAUUAAAGAUGAGUUAAAAGUAAGAGGAAUGGAUCCACUUGAGUUUAUAACUGUUCAACAUGGGGAAAUCAUCAUUACUGGAGAGACAUGAGAGCUUCACAAACAAUAGAAAUAAGUUUUACAAAUUUUAUGAGCUGUUCAGUGUUAAUUUUUUCAUUGAGUUUGCCAUAAUUGUUUCUGGUUCUGGUUCUGGUAGUGUUUGUUGCUGCAUCCAUAUACUGGCAUCUGUGCAACAGUUGGGGAAUGAUGUUGCUAGUCUAACAGCUCCUAACUGAUGCCAGGGCAGCCUUGAAGCUUUCAACCGAUGUCGAGUUCACAGUCGCAUCGUCCAGGUGGUUCCAUGCUAUUACUGUGCGUGGGAAUAAAGAUUGUUUAUAUUGCACUGAGGCACUUUGAAGCAUUUGCUAUUGUUUCUGGUGUAAUUGUUUAUUGCUUUUAAAACCUACGAGUUUGGUGUUAUCUAAAAAUUAUCUGUUACUUCACCAAUUAACAAGAAAAUGACAAAAUAUUAUACAUAUUUCAAAUGAACUUAAAAAAAAAUUAUGGCCAACUUUUUGCUCUCUCUUCUUAACAAACCAAUGUGAACUAAAAACUGCUAAAAUUCCGAGAUUUUUCCAUGUUAAAUUUAGAUAAAAGUCAUUGAAGUUAAUUUUUAAAAAUAAUCAUGGCACUGAGAUAUAUUGGCAGCCAUGUUUAUUUGUCUUUGCUGCAAUUUAAACUACGUAAUAUUUUGGAAUAGAAAAAUUUAAGAUUGCCAAACUUUGACAGGUUUGAUUGUUCAAUGAGAUACCAAAUGUCAAAUAAUAUAUAAAAUAAAUUGUCAGGUAUUUAGGGAAACUUUGGUUUCCAGAUGUUUAAAACAGACAAUGUAGCCAACCAUUUGCUGUGUUAGGUGUCAUUAAAUCUUUACAUAAAACAUGUCAUAAACAUAUGGGGCCAGAAUUUGCUCAGUCACAUUAUUUUGUGAGGAACUUUCAUUAUUUUUAAUAAAUCAUUUCACAUUAAUUCACGGCCAUUAUGAUUUUAAGUUACAUAUAUUUUGAUUUGUUUCCUUCAUUUGAUUAAUACUCUUUUUUUUAUAAACUUGCAUAAUUUGUGAAAAUUAAAUCUUUCAUAUUGACCAAUCUAAGUUCUAUGUUUUGGGAAGAUGGUUUAAAUCAUUAAAAAAUGUUGUGUUGCAGUUUUGCCCCAUUUCCAGAACACAAUCACUUUGUUAGUGUAGCAGCAGCAUAGUAACAUCAUAGAUAUGGAAAUAAUGUGGGCUUAAAAGAACAUGCCUUUGGAUAAAUCUUUUUGUGAGCCCAUUAUUCAAACACUGUGUAGUUUGACAUGGAUCAUGGCAUGAAUUUUUUAAAAGAUUAUCUUUAUGUUCUGUAUUGAAAAAAUCUUUGAAUAAUUGUAUUUUUGUUGUUUGUAGCUCUGUUGAUUGAUAAUAUGUUGUAUGAGCAUGGUAAAAUUGAUAGUUUUUUAUUUAAAUAAGAGCUUAAUGCUGUGAUAAAAUUGAUGUCUACCUGAGUGCUGAUGUACACUAUGAUGUACUAUAUGAUGUACUAUAUUCAAAUGUAAAUUUAAAGAUUUCAAAUGGAAAGACUGAUGUGCCUGAACUGAAAAAUCAUUUCUUUUAUGUCUUUAUUUCAGUCAAUCAGAUUAAUUUGAACGUGCAUCGUUUUCAAAUGACAAUCUAUCAGGCAUGAACUAUGCAUUCCCAUGUCGUUUAUUAUUGUUUUUAUAGCGAGGUUCCCCAGGUUUACUGCAUCUUAAAAUUACAUUGUUUUAAUAAGAUCUUGUCUGUUAUUGUAAGUUUUCUUAAAUGUGAGAACCUUUAUGAAUACUGGGUAGAGCAGCAUUCUCCAGUUGUUCAUCCGCAGACCAGCACCAGUCUGCGAGCCUCACGUUGCAGCACAACAUGAAUAUUACAGUACCUAAAAAAAGAAAAGAAAAUGUAACUAAUAAAUUUGGCACUACUUCCUGGUGCAGUUUUGAAACUUGUCCACCCGUCCGCCAAAAGUAAAAGUUUGGAAAACACUGGAGCAAAGGAUAUCCUUUGUUAAAAAUAGACAAUGAUGUGUUUCAUCUGUCAUGAGUUACAUUUGUGAAUACAUACAAUUUAAUAUUUACUUAUGUUAAUUUUUCUUUGAUGUUUUUUUAAUUUUUCAGUCUCUAUAAUUGUAC
Molecule: messenger RNA, 11657 nt
Organism: Lymnaea stagnalis (great pond snail)
Lineage: Eukaryota; Metazoa; Mollusca; Gastropoda; Lymnaeidae
Source: the annotation of a GenBank genome assembly